CACUGGGAGUGGGAUUGGAGGCACACAGAUCUUCGGGACACGGAGCCGGUUCUCUUAACCGCGGGUUUAUGUGUGAUUUUUAACAUAUUGUCUGUGGAUUAAGUGCCUGGAUCAGGAGACUAGGUGCGGCCGGACCACAGCUCUGGAGAAAAUAUUUCCAGGAUAUCAUCAUACUACACUGAAUAUGAUGGCCAGUUAGCCCCCGCAGGACCACCUGAGUUUGGCAUGGCGUCGUCUUCCUACUUGGAGCCCAACCUCAACCACUCAACAGCGGGCGGCUGCGGGGUGAAGUCUCGCUCGGGGAUGCCAGGAGGGACUGGGGUGGGGACCAGCUCCUCUGCUGGGGGUCUGGAAAGGCCCACAGGAUCCAUGGAUCGUGUUCUCAAGAUCUUCCAUUAUUUUGAGACAAACAGUGAACCUUGUACCUGGGCUAGUAAUAUCAGACAUGGUGACGCUACAGAUGUCAGGGGAGUUAUCCAGAAAAUAGCAGAGAUCCAUAAACUGCGCUGUGUGUCGUCCCUGGGUCUGCGCCUCACCCAUCUCCACUCAGACGCUCUUCACUGGUUACACCCAGACUUAGGCGUCUCCCAUGUCCGAGAGAAAUAUGAGAAGCAGCACCCACAAGAGGAGUGGAGGUAUGAGCUACGGAUGCGAUAUUUUCCAAAAGGUUACCUCAGUCACUUCUCUGAAGACAAACCCUCCCUCAACUACCUCUAUCACCAGGUAAAAAGCGACUACAUGCUUCAUAUAGCAGACCAGGUGGAUCAAGAUGUUGCUUUGAAAUUAGGUUGUUUAGAAAUUAGGAGGUUUUUUAGAGAAAUGCCCGGAAACGCUCUGGACAAAAAAUCUAACUAUGAACUACUAGAGAAAGAUGUUGGUCUUAGAAGGUUUUUUCCUAAAAGCCUGCUGGACUCUUUGAAGGCUAAAACUCUUCGUAAGCAGAUCCAACAGACAUUUAAGCAGUUUGCAAAUUUCAAUGAUGAGCAAAGCAUCCAUAAGUUUUUUGAGAUUCUUACUCCUAUUUAUCGAUUUGACAAAGAGUGCUUCAAGUGCGCUUUGGGGUCCAGUUGGGUAAUAUCAGUAGAGUUGGCCAUUGGACCCGAAGAAGGAAUUAGCUACCUCACAGACAAGGGCUCAACGCCGACGCAUUUAGCCAACUUUAACCAGGUCCAGUCCAUCCAGUAUUCCCCUUUAGAAGAGAAGGACAGAAAAGGCAUGUUGCAGCUGAAUGUAGCUGGGGCACCAGAGCCCCUCACGGUCACCACCGCAUCGCUGACCACAGCUGAAAACAUGGCCGAUCUGAUUGAUGGUUACUGUCGACUCGUCUCCUCAGUCUCUCAUUCCUUCAUCAUCAGAGUCCAUAAAGAGGGAGACAGGGCUCUUCCAUCAAUUCCAAAGGUUUCAAAUCAUGAGAGGCGGAUGGAAAAAAGGAUGGACGGUGUACGAACCAGAGCUGUUUGUGUCUCAGGUCAUACUAGUGGAGAUGAAACGGAUGACUAUGCUGAAAUCAUAGAUGAAGAGGACACGUAUACAAUGCCUUCAACUCGGGACUAUGAGAUUCAGCGGGACCGUAUUGAGUUAGGGCGCUGCAUAGGUGAAGGUCAGUUUGGAGAUGUACACCAAGGCAUUUACAUCAGUCCAGAAAACCCAGCAUUAUCUGUGGCAGUAAAAACAUGUAAAAACUCAACUUCGGACAGUGUUAGAGAAAAAUUUCUUCAAGAAGCCUUGACAAUGCGACAGUUCGAUCACCCUCAUAUAGUGAAGCUCAUGGGUGUCAUUACAGAAAACCCAGUCUGGAUCAUCAUGGAGCUGUGCACUCUCGGGGAGCUGCGGUCGUUCCUCCAGGUGAGAAAGUACAGUCUGGACUUGGCUUCUCUCAUCCUGUACUCCUACCAGCUUAGCACCGCUCUGGCCUAUUUGGAGAGCAAACGCUUUGUCCACAGGGAUAUAGCGGCCCGUAAUGUGUUGGUGUCUACAGUUGACUGUGUAAAGCUUGGGGACUUUGGUCUGUCUCGAUACAUGGAGGAUAGCUCUUAUUACAAAGCCUCCAAAGGCAAACUACCUAUUAAAUGGAUGGCACCAGAAUCUAUCAACUUCAGACGAUUUACUACAGCAAGUGAUGUGUGGAUGUUUGGUGUCUGUAUGUGGGAAAUCUUGAUGUAUGGUAUAAAGCCAUUUCAAGGUGUGAAGAACAACGACGUCAUUGGAAGGAUUGAGAACGGCGAGCGGCUGGCAAUGCCCCCUCAGUGCCCACCCACUCUGUACAGUUUGAUGACAAAGUGUUGGUCAUAUGAUCCAAGCAAAAGGCCGCGAUUCAACGAGCUCAAAACGCAACUCAGCACUAUUUUGGAAGAGGAGAAAGUCCAGCAGAAGGAGAGGAAUCGGAUGGAAAUGAGGCGGCAAGUCACAGUGUCCUGGGACUCUGGAGGGUCUGACGAAGCACCACCAAAACCAAGUCGACCCGGAUAUCCCAGUCCACGCUCAAGUGAAGGAUUCUACCCCAGUCCCCAACACCCAGGACACUACCAGAUGGCUGGGUACCCAGGACCCCAUACACUCCCCUCUGUCCCCAGUGCCCUGUACCCCCCUCAAGCCGCGAUGGUGGACACACAUCACGCCCACACCCACCCGCGCCACCAUGUCCACGGGCACUCGCACGCCCAGCUCCACCCUCUGCCUCACGGACAGGACAUGGCUGUGUGGGCCUCUGCCAUUGAGGACAGGGCAGUAGACAUGCAGCCGUGUGUAGGUCCUCAGUGUCUUUUAAUGGAGGAACAGCUGAUGAUGCAGCAGCAGCAGAUGGAGGAGGAUCAGAGGUGGCUCGAGCAGGAGGAGAGGCUGCUGAAACCAGACACAAGGAGCUCUAGAGGGAGUCUGGAUAGAGAAGAUGGCGGGUUGCAGCCACCAACUGGAAACCAGCACAUAUACCAGCCUGUGGGCAAAGCAGAACAUCCCGCUCCCCCAAAGAAACCCCCUCGACCUGGAGCCCAAAGUCAAGUGGGUGGUCUGGCCUGUGUGAAUACUGGAGACAGUUACAAUGAUGGAGUGAAGCUGCAGCCUCAGGAGAUUAGCCCUCCUCCCACAGCCAACCUGGACCGCUCCAAUGACAAAGUCUACGAGAAUGUGACAGGACUGGUGAAGGCUGUGAUCGAAAUGUCCAGCAAAAUCCAACCAGCGCCCCCAGAGGAAUAUGUGCCCAUGGUCAAGGAUGUCGGCCUAGCAUUAAGAACAUUAUUGGCCACAGUCGAUGAGACACUUCCUCAACUCCCAGCCAGCACACACAGAGAGAUUGAGAUGGCACAAAAGCUUUUGAACUCUGACUUGGCAGAGCUCAUAGGGAAGAUGAAGUUAGCCCAGCAAUAUGUGAUGACGAGUCUUCAGCAGGACUACAAAAAACAGAUGCUGACAGCAGCCCAUGCACUCGCUGUUGAUGCCAAGAACCUGCUCGAUGUCAUUGACCAAUCACGGCUCAAGAUGAUGGCCCAGUCCCGCCCACACUAGCCCUGGCAAAGUGUAAUCAGAAGACUUUGUAUUCUAUUUAAAGGACAUCUUGGACAAUGGUGGCGCUUAAGACUCCUGGACUCUUGUUGCAAAGAGAGAAUGAAGUUGACCGCUCCGCUGUAGGAGACAACUAUGGCUCUUAUAUUUUGAUAUAGUCUGUGAAGAAUCGUUGACAAAUCUGUGCAUUAACUUUAAGGAUACACUUCUCCACUGUGACUUUCUAUAUCACACUAACAGUCGAAAACCUCCUGAAUCAGGGACCUGGCAGCUUGACUCUGGUUGGACUGGAACACAGCAAGAAAGGAGCUAGAGUGAAUUUAUCUGGUAUUUUUAUUAACUCUCUGGAUAUAACCUAAAAUGAGCCAAAAUCAUCGGAUCACAGGUGUACACCGAAGAACGUCUAUCUACAAUGUGAAUUUUUCAAAAGCCAUGAUCAUGAACCUAAUUUAACCACAUUGAAUCAGCAUGAGAUUUCUUCACUGGAUUUCUUUUGUUUUCUGCAAACAUGCCUCCACUACAGAGUUCACUGACUGGAUCAAACCAGUCAUAUUUCCUGUCUGCCUUGAGCCUGUCAUCUCAAACUGCCGCGUGGAUGAAAUUCAAAACUGUCCUUGCUGUUCCUGUAUUCUCUCCAUCCAUCUUUUGGUUUUUAUUUAUAGACAGAAAUUGCAGAGGACGAGAUGGACAGAACAGGAGAUGGCAGAGGAAAGCAGGCCAGUCUACUUUUCAUACACUACCAGAAAAACACUCUUGGCUUCCUCUCAACCAACUUUAUCCUGGUCUCCAGCUGCUCAUUGUCUGACAGUCUUCCUAAGUGAGGAUAUGGUUUAUGCACCAUCAUAUACUGUCUCAUUGCAACUAGAGCUGUACAAUUUAAUCGUGAUUACAGUUAUUGCUUCAAUCUUAUUUAUAAUGCAGUGUUUCUCAAACUGUGGUACAACGGUACACAAGCUCCUGCAUUUGGUACAUGGAUUCCUCUGUAGUUCAAUUAUAUUAAGAAUUCUGGGCUAGCCCUUGUUUACAACUAGUGUAGCCUAUGUGGUGUAGUGUCGUUUAGCCAGAGUUAAUACCUAGAAUAAUCCUGUGUUACAUCUGGUGGUACUCUGAAGGCCAAAUAUUGUUUUAGGUGGUACUGAUGUAAAAAGUUUGAGAACCACUGCUAUAAUGGGUUUCAGAAUGUGAACCACACAACAGAAAGUCAGAUAUUUCCCGUAUAAGUUAACAUUUGACAAUAUAUAAAUGUUAGGGUUUUUUUUAUUGAACAGCGCUAAUUGCAACUACAGUACACUGAAGUACAGGGCCGAUUGUAUGGAAAACACUACGUAUUACCAUGAGCCACUUUAUAUUUAUCUAAGUACACAAUUUUAUAUCAUUGUUUGGUGCCACUGACAUAUACAGGCUCAGUAUCUGCUAAUGUCUCCCAAAGAAAGCUCCAGGUACCACCGGUCUUACCUUUGUGCUAACUGUCCCCACAUCAGGUGAACCCAACUGUCCCUGCCUUGAAUCACCAAAACAACAGGGAAACAUCACACAUCAAAUGUGGAGCCACAAAACUGGAACUUGUCUGUGAAACACAAAUCACUGAAAUGAUCGCACAGCACACGGUUCUUUGUGUAUUUUGACAGACUGUUUGUGAAAUGUACAGGUGGAACAUAUGUGCCAGUAUAGCAUGAUAUACUGGUGUGAUGGUGAAUAGCAUAUUUGCACAGCACCAAAAUCUGAAAACAUUUUUACCCUGUUCUGCCCAGAUGUUUCUGCUGCAAUCUCAGUGGUCACAUAUCUGGAUAUCAAUGGGUUAAAAUGUGUAUAAACUAAACACAAUCUAUUUUAACUGUUGUGUAAAUCUGCUAAUGUUGCUAUAUUGUAAGCUAAACUGGUGUGCGUCACUGGUCAAUUGUACAGAACUCGUACUUGUAAACACUGGUUUUUAUUUUGUCUUCGGGGCUGGACCAGCCAUAUUGUCGAAUAGGAAAAAAGCAAUGAAAUAAAAUAAUACUAAAAUAUA
This is a messenger RNA of Boleophthalmus pectinirostris (great blue-spotted mudskipper), 5506 nucleotides long. Its product is annotated as focal adhesion kinase 1. The transcript is spliced from 34 exons. The coding region runs from base 226 to 3501 and encodes 1091 amino acids. Gene Ontology annotation, biological process: protein phosphorylation; signal complex assembly. Gene Ontology annotation, molecular function: protein tyrosine kinase activity; ATP binding. The record is from RefSeq and is a predicted model, not a curated record. Gene Ontology annotation, cellular component: focal adhesion; cytoskeleton. Lineage: Eukaryota; Metazoa; Chordata; Actinopteri; Gobiiformes; Gobiidae.